AUUCAAAAUAGACAGUACCUUGCUUUUGUCCAAUCAUUUCCUAGUCUUUGGAACGGUUAUUGCAACUUGUAACUAGGCUAAAUAACCGCUUUAUUUUUGGCGCGAAGUUACUUACCAGUUAUGUUUGGAAGAAAUUAAAAUCAUACUGCGUGUUUCGAAAUUUAAUUCAAACGUACCGGUCCGAGGUAUAAUAUUGCGUUAACGUUCGAUGUAACGUCGUAAAACUGGGAUCACUUCUUCAAAACACAGAAAUCGUAACGUAUUCGUAAAGCUUAUAGAAUUGAAUUGAUUUAUACUAUCUACUUGAUUGCUAGUCUAAUAACAUGGAAGAUCCAACUACUGCACGUUUAAAAAGUUUGGUCGUCAGUAGUAACGAUGCAUUGGAAUUUAAAUUAGUACGAUUCGUUGAAGAUUUAGAGGACGACGAUACCACGUUUAAACCAGAAAUGUCUCAUCAGGUGUUUGGAGAUAGUGAAUCUAUAUUUGGUUACCGGGACCUGAGGGUGAAGCUAUAUUAUUCAGCAGGGUGUUUAGAAACUUAUUUGGGUAUAACUUUUUCGGAGAAAGUAAGUACGACACAUUCCGAGGGAGUCGAAGCCGACGAAGUGCUGCCAAAAAUUGCUGACAAACUGGCUCCACAAGUGCAUAACAAUAUAGAUUCAUUUAUUGAAUCGUUAAAGAAGGAUGAUACGUUUAGACCACAUGGUGAACUGCUUCAUUCAUUUUCCCUCGAUGAUGGAGAAAGUACAAGGACUUUUGAGGUCUAUAAAGCAGAUAUGAGUUUCAAAGGGUUCAGAGAGUACCAUCAACGUCUUCAAACGUUUGUUUUGUGGUAUAUAGAUGCUGCUAACUUUAUAGAUGUAGACGAUGAUCGCUGGCAUUACUUCAAUAUGUUUGAAAAAUAUCAAACAACGAAUGGCACCGUUCGUUAUGCAACCACAGGGUUUGCUACCGUUUAUCAAUAUUAUGCAUAUCCAAGUAAUACCAGGCCUCGUAUAGCCCAAGUAUUAAUUUUACCACCUUUCCAAAACAUUGGCCUUUGUACACACUUGUUACAGGCCAUUUAUCGAGAUUAUAUUGGAAGGAGUGAAGUUAUAGAUAUAACAGUUGAAGACCCGUCUGUGCCGCUCCAGCGUAUACGAGAUUACGUGGACGCAAUGAACUGCAGUACAUUAUCUAGUUUCUCGCGAGAAUGUCUGCUUCAGGGUUUUAACAAAGCAAUGGUCGUAGAAGCUAGGGAGAAGUUCAAGAUCAACAGGAAACAAGCUCGCAGGGUGUACGAGCUCUUGAGAUUACGCGCGACGGAUCUGACGAAUGAGCAAGAAUAUCGGGAAUACAGAUUGAACAUAAAGAAGAGACUGAACAUUCCUUACAGGCGGGAACAGAGUGAUUUAAGGAAAUUGGAAUGCGCGUUGAAGAACAUCGACAGACGCGUGAACAUUGCUUUGCCCACAAUGGAACAGCGCAUACAGAUUCUCGAGAAGGAAUACAAAACUUUAGAAGACGAAUAUAAGAAAGUGAUCAAACGUUUAGAAGAUGCGGAGGAAUUAUAAAAUUUGACAUUUCUUUUUUUUUUCAGUUCUUUUUUAUUUUUCAUUAUCUGUAUGAGUCGACUGAUGAUGCUCGAAUACGAAUAGUUAGUCAACGAUUUUUUUUUAUUGGCUCAAUAAAGUGAUUUUGUAUUAAA
Messenger RNA from Ceratina calcarata, 1687 nucleotides. It is a transcript of the gene Hat1, whose product is annotated as histone acetyltransferase 1. Gene Ontology annotation, molecular function: histone acetyltransferase activity; histone binding. Bases 324 to 1553 code for a protein of 409 amino acids. Gene Ontology annotation, cellular component: nucleus. The record is from RefSeq and is a predicted model, not a curated record. Gene Ontology annotation, biological process: subtelomeric heterochromatin formation. The transcript has 7 exons. NCBI's taxonomy places the organism in Eukaryota, Metazoa, Arthropoda, Insecta, Hymenoptera, Apidae.